This is a messenger RNA of Scheffersomyces stipitis CBS 6054, 5317 nucleotides long. RefSeq lists its product as uncharacterized. Gene Ontology annotation, biological process: chromatin remodeling. The transcript is spliced from 2 exons. Gene Ontology annotation, cellular component: nucleus. NCBI's taxonomy places the organism in Eukaryota, Fungi, Ascomycota, Pichiomycetes, Serinales, Debaryomycetaceae. The record is from RefSeq and is a predicted model, not a curated record. Bases 166 to 5265 code for a protein of 1699 amino acids. Gene Ontology annotation, molecular function: DNA binding; histone demethylase activity.
CACAUUACUAUUUCUGUCAAAAGGAGCCAGAGCCACUGGUGACCAAUCGCUAGAGCCUAAAGAGGCACAUUUCCAAAGUUUAACCGAUCCAAAUUUCCCAAAAUUUUCAAGAAUUUCAUUAACUACUACACCUAAGACCUACAAACCAUCCAAUCCCAUUCUACCAUGGCCACAUCAUAUCCUGAAGAAGUGGAGACAGCCAAAUUUCCAGACUCUCCCCGUUUUUUCAGCCCCAACGGGUUGCCGGAUUUGAAGACUUACCAGAUAAUUCGAGAUAACAAACCUGUUCAGUUCAACGGACAGAGUGCCAAUGUCAAUUACAAUCCUUAUACUAUGCCUCAGACGAAGACCAGAGCCAGUUUGCCUUUGGAUUACUACCAUCUUCCCAGCAAGAUAACUAUAACAGAUCUUCCGCCUGAAGGUGGUAUUCCCGUAUUCCAACUAGAUCUGGCCCAAAGCGCAGACCCUAUCAGAUUCGUAGAAAGCGUAGAACAUGUAGCCAAAAGCUAUGGAGCUGUUAAGAUAAAACUUCCAGAACCAGAAGUUCUGAUAAUAAAAAACAACAUCCAGAUCAACCCAGAUCUCUUCUGGUUCCAAACCAACAAACUUUUGAACAAUCCAGGCACAAACGAGUUGACAAGUAGACUUCGUUUCCACCAUGAUUUGAUGAAUUUCCACUCAUCCAAUUCCUCAAUCAGCAUAUCCACUUCCCAAGACAAGAAGAGACAAAGUGUGUCUUUACACAAACUUCCUAUGAUAGACAAGAGACCUCUAGAUUUGUACAAACUCUUCAAGUCUGUCAUUAUCCGUGGUGGAUUCAUCGAGGUGAUUAACAAGAAGUUAUGGGCUCAAAUUGGAAGAGAACUCGGAUACAGAGGAAAGAUCAUGACGAGCUUGAGCAGCUCGUUGAAAUCUCUGUACCAACGGAUAUUGUAUCCAUACGAAAUUUUUCUAACUCAAAGAUCCGUCGAAUACUUUGAUGAUCUUGGUAAGGCACAACCAGUAGAAGAAAGCGAGUUUAAGAAGCGUAAAAUAGAUACCCCUUUGAUAGUUGGAUCAGCUAAGCACUUCAAGCGCUCUCUUAGAUCAAAGUCUCAGAAGGGAUUUCUCAUUAGUUCACCGCAUUUAAUGGACCCAAAACAGCCUAAUACAUUUGUAUUGAAGCCAGAAGAGGGAACCAAGAAGAGAAACAAACGUGCUCCAGACAUCAUCUACUCUCCAAUAUUACCUCAGACUCAACUCAAUUAUCCAUUGAAGGUAAUGCUAGAAAACCAGGCAGUGUAUGAAGACGACAGUUCGCUGAAGUUAAGUAGCAAAUGUGCUUCAACCUAUUCGUUACGCCAGUUUAUGGAAAAAGAUCUCAAAUUCCAAGAGUUUAUCAUCCAGCACAACCGUACCCAGUUUAGCAAAGUAUCUGCUGGAACUUCCAAUAGUUUCUUUCAUUUCUACGAUCAGCCUAAUAAUGCACCUAUUCCAGAUCGUACCAUCAUCAGCUUUGAAAAGUUUGAGCAUUUGUACUGGAAAUAUGUGAGAAAUCAAGGAGUUCACACCAUUCUUGAUGAUGGUCUAGAAUUGGAAAAUGGCGAAAGUCUCCCCCAGUCUGUGAAUGGCUCAGGCUUUGUCAGAAUUGGCGACGACUUGAUCAACUACAAGAAUAGCCUUCACAGUUCGAACGUCAGCACACCAGGCAAGACUGUAAAUUCCACCUACACGAAACAGCUUAACGUUUUGACAUCUACGUAUGGAGUGCCCCCAGAAGAGCCCCAGUUCAACUCUAAGGACUAUAUCAACUACGUGAUUGCGGCAGCGAUGCAUCCCUGGAAUUUGCACAACCUUCCUUUCUUACCCAACUCAUUGUUGGGAUCGUUAUUGGAGUCAGAUUUGAACAAUCAGGAGUUGACAAAUUCGCGAUUGAAUAUCGGCAUGACAUUCAGUACUCAGAAUUGGAGAUGUGAAGAUCAUUUCACACACUUAAUAAACUUUCAGUUCUUUGGGGCCUUCAGAAGAUGGUUUUUCAUUCCUGAACUGGAGUUUGAGAAGUUUGAACAGUUAUUGACGAAGAUAAGUGAAUCUGACAAAAGCAGAGCCAGCAUCAACAAUAACGACUGGAACGUAGAUGAUAUCAGCUCGUAUAUUGGUGACGAAGAGAACGACUAUGAUACCUUAACCAACUCGUUGGAGAACAUGAUAAAUGUCUCCAGGACACCAAGACUCGCACACAAGAGUCCCAAGUUUCAGAAAUUGAUCGACAAGAAGACGCAGUCUAUUAGAUUAAAUCAGGACUACUUGAUUACUCCUGAAUUGUUAAAUGAAAACGGUAUUUUGUUCACGACGACAAUACAAAAACCCGGAGAAAUGAUAGUGAAGCUACCAAAAACGUACUCGUGUACCAUUUCUAUGGGAUUCAAUCUUAGUGAAGAAGUUAAUUUCGCUACUAAGAAUUGGUUAGAUUAUGCUUUAGAAGCUGAAAAAUGGCUUCAAUCCCAAUCAAUUCUUCCAAACUUCCUGACUUUUAAGAUGUUGACGAAUUUGAUUCAGCUUUACGAUUCAGGAAAGAAUGUAGGUUUUAACUCAGAAGUAUACGAAAGGGUGAAUUCUUUGUACGAUGCAUUAUACCAGGAGGAAUUGGAAUUGAGAUCACAGAUCCGGAAGCUUAAGAUAAAGGAAAUAAAUAUCGAUGAAAAACUUUUCAAUGAGAUAGAUUUCCUAGCAGACGACGACCUUUCUUCUACAUUUCCAUCUCGAAUAGUUCUUGUCGAAACGUCAUCAAAGCAGAGACUUAUAUUGUCUUUAAAGGGAUUCUUAAACUAUUACAAUGAAAAGAGCAUUGAUAUUAAUGACUUCACCAUCGAAUUACACAUCUUCUAUACGGAUGAAAAGCUUAAGAAUUUUUCGAGAAUAUUAAAUAACUAUUCGAUCGAUUAUGAAUCAUGGUUAUCUAACUACGAAAGUCUCAUGAAUGAAAAUUCUGACUUAACCUUGAAGACUUACAAGAGUUUAUUGAACGAAGGAGAAAGAAUCCUAUCAGCGAUAACUUCAGCCAAUUGCUUAACCAACGAAGUCCUGGCACAUGAAAACACUCAGAAAUUCAGUAAGUUCAUGAACUACAUUGAAAAUUUGAGGCAGUUCAUAUCCAGCUCCAAUCAGUUCAUUGAAGAGUGCCAGAAUCUUCUCGCAAUCAAACAUCAGCAACGUAUUAGAAACGGAAAUGAUUACCAGAAUGUAAGUGGAUUGAAUGACUUGAUUAGUCUCAUUGAUCGAAUUCCAACGUUGAACUUUACCUGCGCUGAAGUUGACCAAAUUCUUGAGUUCAAGAAUGAGAUUGAAAACUUCGACAAAGCUAGUAGAACUUUGUUGGCAAAGAAAAGUAGAUCUCUUCAAGAGUUUGAUGAUCUCAUUAAUUUGGGAGAAAGUUUUGGUAUCGAGAUUCCAUCUUUGACUUUUAUUACCAGAGUUAGAGAUAGACUAAAAUGGAUAAGAGUAUUUAAGUUGAUUGAAAAGGGUGCCGAUCCUUUUGCAGACAAAAAAGAAGUGUUUACCUUAUCAGACUUGAAAGCGUUUUUCGACGAGGGCAUCAAGAUACUUUCAGAAGAAGAUGCUUCAAUGAUUGAAGAGAUCGAAAAGAUUUUGGCACAGAGUGAAAAAUUUGAUAACGAGAUUACAGAAUUCUUGAAAGUGGAAUUUAUUGAGAACCUCAACUUGGAAAAGUUGACUGGAAUUGUAGAAAGAUUCAGGACGCAAAAGCUAUUCAUUAGUUUAGACAACUAUAACGAAGUUUCUAAAGUGCAUAUUCACUCUAAUUUGAUUACGCAGUUUCAAAAGCUUCAGUCCAGUAGUGAACGAUUCACAUAUGGUGAUGUUCGUCAAAUGCUGAAUUCAAUUAAUGAGUUUGAUUUGAAAUUCAAUCUCUCUAUUGUUGACAGUCAAUUAUCCACUGCUGAAAACUGGGUAAACUCUCUUUGGGAGGAAACCAAAGACAUCAGGGUUAUAACUACUUUGAGCAAGGAUAUUGAUUUGGAACAUCUUAAUACGAGGUUAACGUUGAACACUCGUUUGAUUGAGAAGUUAUAUCAAUUGCUCUACAAAUCAGAUUUCAGCUUUUCAGAUGAAGAUAUUUAUGAGAAUUCAUCUUCAUUUGUCACCAACUUUGCGAAAGAUGACGAUAGCGCUAACAUCAAAUUUUAUUGCAUCUGCCGUGAAUACGAAUAUGGAACAAUGAUAGAGUGUGACAAAUGUAAUGAAUGGUACCAUCUUCAAUGUGUGAACGAGGAAGAAUCUAGUAACGAUUCUGAAGACGAGAAUUAUGUUUGUCCCAUGUGCAAGCUUAUUGAGUCGUCGGAGGUUUUGGAUGAUUUUUUGAAGGCACAGCUUACAUUGGAAAGAAUUUUGUCAAUCAAAAAUGAAGGUGAUCAAUUAAAAGUCUACCCAAGUCAAGAGAUGAUGGCUAUUGAAGAGAUAUACGAAACCGUUCUGGCUCAUAAAAUUAAAUUGCAAAAGAUGAUUUCUGACAUCAAAGAAAAGUCUGACAUUCUGCUUGAGUUGAAACUCGAUCAACUUCGAUUUAUCUUGAGAAAACUCUUUAGUAGUGGAGUUUUUAUCAAAGAUGUUUUUGAGGAAGUUCUAAGUCUUGUUAGAAAAUACACCAGCGAAGUGAACGAGCUUGCACGACUUCAAUCGCAGGCUUCCAUUGACAUUCCAAAGAUUGAGAAUGAUAAGCAGGUGGCUGUAAGUGUAAGUGCAAGUGCAGGUGUUGUAGAGACUGGUGAGGGUGCCGAGAAUUUACUACCAGAAAUUAAAGAGAGCUCACUUUCAUUGCAAGCAGAUGUACCACGCUCUAGUAUUCAUAAUGCGAAUAUUCUUCAAAGAGUUGAUUUCAACGGCAACGAAGAAAGCAUAGAACAGAUAGACCAUGCCAUACUUCCAGAAAUUCAGAAAGGGAACAUUAAUGAACCCAAAGAAAAAGCUCAUUUGGAGCCUAUAGCUACGAGCCAAGAACAGUCGAUUUCGCCUGCAAUCACUGAACCAAAAGGGGAAAUCCCAGCAAUAAAAGUGGAAGUGGGGACCAUUGGGCUAGGUAUCACAACGGAUGCAACAAUAGAAUCAGAAAUAGUUCUUUGUCCAGAACAAACAUCUGUCUCAGAAACUCCAAUAUCCGUGGCUACAGUUACGCAACUAAGACCCACCUUGGAACCGGAGCAGCCUCUUUUGCUGUCGAAGACAGAAUCUGUAACCACAGAAGCAGAAAAGAUAGCCAUCCCCUCGUGAACAGACAGAAUAUAGUUCAGGUAAUGAUAACAUGUCACGAAUAAAAAGAUAG